Messenger RNA from Orbicella faveolata, 6572 nucleotides. RefSeq lists its product as uncharacterized. The record is from RefSeq and is a predicted model, not a curated record. NCBI's taxonomy places the organism in Eukaryota, Metazoa, Cnidaria, Anthozoa, Scleractinia, Merulinidae. Gene Ontology annotation, biological process: double-strand break repair via homologous recombination; regulation of DNA-templated transcription.
UAGUAUGUGCGAGACAACAUAGAAUUUGGCUGCGACAGGGGAACAGUUUUUUAGCGUUACAGUUCCCGAACGUUCUAAAAUAUGGGAAAAAAAUACUGAGGAAAAACUGCUGACGCACUUAAUUUGCCAUGACCAGUGUAAACAGUGGUAGAAUCUGAUUUUGUUUGUUUAAAAUAAAACCAAAUUAACCGAGAAUAACGACCUUCAUAUUUUCCGUUAUAACAUUAAGUAAUGAGAGACAGACUUUUUCCAACUUACUUUCAGAAUAUGAUUGCCGUGCACCAUUCAAGUACUGAGAUUGUGGUGUAGGGUUGAAUCCAAAACAGCGUUUCAUAACCUGAGAUAUUAUAGGCUUAGUACGUGUUGGGUGUACUAGCACAUUGCUGUUCAAAUCCUCACAAAUUAUUAACCAGCUAUUCUUAUUGGCGUUUAUUACCAUUGACGUGUUACUGGGUUUUGACAACGUGCUCAACCUGCCUUCUUAAUUGCAUAGAUUAACCAAAAACAAUUAAUUGCAAACAAUAACCAAAUUAUCACGCAUUUAACGGCUCCUGCCUAUUAAUUAAUAGGUUUCAAAACAAGUUUUUUUCCUCAGAUCACUUUGCGCUGGUCAUGAACAAGAAAGUGCUAAAUGUAAAUCUUAAUUUCAAUCUUUUAUCUGUCAUAAAACAGAUUUUUCUUUAAUCAUACAAGGAUUUUGUUAUUUAUGGGAAUUUUAUUAAGUUUUUCUUAUCGGUGGAACAUGAUCAAUUAUUUAUCGAAUUACAACAACGAAAGCAUUUUUUACUCUCACCACUGAUAAAGCAGCAAAAUCUAUUAGCACUUUAAUGGUCAGAAAAGCACCAACAGAAAAUAUUCUUCUAAAAAUACUACACAGUCAAAAGGACCAAGCGAGACAAGCCAGACAAUGACUAUUAGGUGAUUUUGCGUGGGCAUUAAAGAAGAAAAAAAAAAGGCUCUGGUUGGUGUCUGCUUGCCGCGCCCGAGUGGAGUCUCAUGUAUAGAAUCAUGUGGAAAACUGCCUUGUGGACGACUUUAUUGAUCUGAUUAAUGGUACAACGUGGUCACAUUACGAUUUAUAACGAGUGGAGGUGCUAAGGGGUGACCAGACAGGGGUAGGAGCUCCAGAUAACGUAUAGUGGAAAAUGAAAGCGGCAUUAUGCAGCUUCUACUCAGUUAAAAAUAAUUUUCCGAAUAAUAACAAAAUAUAUAAAAUUCCCGGGAAGUGAAAACUGGGCUUGCGUUUCGUGGAUAAUUACUUAUGGUAAAUUAUCGCCAUAUUUAUUGAACAAAUCAAGUUUCAACAGGGGAAAAACAAAGGAAAACGUUGCGUGCCAAGAAAACCUCUUUGUUAUUUUGUGGUCAUCCGUCCGACAUUGUUGAUCUCUCGUUCAUUGUCAGGCUGCAGUGUGUAUCUUAGCAAAACUUCGUCGUUCGAAGAAGCGGUAACGAAAGAAACUGCAGUUUUACGACCACAGCUACAACCACAUGCACGACCAUCACCACCACAACAAGAACAAGGAAAACAGAAUACAACAACAACAACAACAACAACAACAACACAAUACCUGUACGUACGUUGACAACAAAAGUGUAGGACACCAUACCACAGGUAUCCCACAAAAAAAUGGGAACCACACCAUUGAUUUGGCCGCGAGGAGACUGAAUCGGGCUAGAAGAACUGGCGCGAAGCUCAAAGCAAGAUGGCGGCUGCUGGUUGAGUCAUGGAGCCUUUCAUUCAGCUGAUUUACAACAAACAGUGCCCUCUGAAAACUUCACAGCUAACAGAAACGUCAUUCAUCGAUAAGAGAAAAGUUACUGAACAAUUCUGGUUAGAUUUACUGGAGAGAAAAUGCCCAGAAGGACUUGGUGAAGUCAGUGAACAUUUAAUGAAAGAUGAUAACCUUACACCGGCAGAUUUCUGUUAUAAACAUGAUGUGUCACUAGACACCUGUACUUUACAGCAAGCUGCAUCCUAUAAUGAUUGCCUUCAAAGCUCCAAGAUAGUGGACAAUGACAAGUUUAAGACUCCAUUGACUUCAAAAUACAAGAACAAUCACAUUUCUGAAACACCAUGUUUAUUCUCACAGGAUGAAUCAAUUACUCACACCCCAUCAUCAAGCUUAGAGUCGCAGCCUACCUGUCAUGGAGACACUUCAUACAAGGCAGCUGAAGCAAGCCCAAGCUCUACUCAGGUUCUUGCCACUCCAGUGGCUCCCUCCAUGUACAGAAGUGGAAGUGACUGGUUCAUAAGAGGAAAAACAACACCAGAUAUUUUAGCAGAAAUCAUGGGCCAAAGAACCUCGACGCUGUCUUGCUUGCUAGCGGGUGGUAGCGACGAUGAUAUUGUAGAAUGGUCGGAAUCGAUGGCAACUCCUCCGUUGAAGAUGAAAGGACCAGCUGGAGAUGAAGGUGAUAGCGAAGAAGAAGAUGCAGGAGACACGAAUGAAAACGCGACAGAAGGAGAAGACCAACCUCCGUCAAGGCGUAUUGCCCGAGUCCUGUUCUCUGGCUCGACCGCCAAUCAUUCCAUGGACCCUGUAGAGCUAUCCAUGGACGAUGCUAAAACAAAUGACCUGCCUUUAGAACCACUGGAGGAAGAGGACGCUGUACGCGACCCAGCACAGACGGCAGAUAAUUCUUGCAUAGCGGAGGAAUUCUUAGUGGAGUAUUCUUAUCAUGAUGAAUCUAGACGUGACGUCAAAAGUCUCUCAGAAACGUUAAAUGAAGACCCUUUGAUUGUUUCACCAUCAGUAGAAAGGCGUUCCCAGUAUAAGGUGUUCUCUCCAUCAUCUCCCAAGUCAAACCUGUUUCAAUCGCCAGGUCCAAACACCUUUCUUUCACCCACCACUAAGACUCCAUUCAAAGCCUUGGCCCAGUCCACUCCUAAACCUGUAUUCAGUGAGAAUCGUGACAUCGUAACCACGCCCAGAAUUACAUCUACCAACUCAAUCGGUUUUAUAACAGGACUAAACGAACUGUGCGUGACAAGACAUGGUGACACGAGCCUUACACGUGAUACAAGUGCGCUUCCUAAUUCGUCAAGCCUGUUGUGUGACAAAGUACAAGCACGAGCGGCGUGUGACAUUACUCGUCACGCCACUGAAGUGGAUUGCAAGCUUGAAGUUUCUGAUGUCACGUUUGGUUCUCCUUCGAGGUCCUUUGAACUGGCUAUGGCGCUUGAGGCAGACAAAUUGGGUUCUGGAGUUGAGAAAGAUUCGCGAACCUCUGGACUAGGUUCGUCGCUUUCCGUCAGUUUGAAUGCCCAGUCAUCGCGCGUUGAUCAGGUGAUACUAAAUACCUCUAGUCAACCAACUGAAGACCUUCAACAAGGCAUUCAAACCCCACCAAACGAAAUCAACCUCUCUGAAGAAGCCAAUAAAAAGACAAGCUCAAACUCUGCCGAGUCCACCACUCGGUCAGCGGAUGAUCACGGCAACCUCGUUAGGAGGAGGUCGUUUUGUAAAGUUCCCGGAUUACGGCGAUCAGUUGGAACGAAACGAUUUUCAUAUCCGACUGCUAGUCAAGUGUCAAAACAAGAUACAGGCAAGCGUAUAAAUAAUAUUACUACAACUGCUGACGUUUCCCGAGUUGUCAAGGAAAGGAAAUCUACCGCUGAAGAAGGAAAAGGGAAUAUUGACCACUGCGCUACGAUUGACACGAGUAGUCCCAAGGGUGGAGAGGGUGAGUUGCCAAUGUCCAAGAGGCUUAAGUCGGACGAGAUGAGAACGUUCUGUGAAAGUAAGAGAGAUGUAAAUACGUUGUUGUCCACAGUGAACCACAUCCCAAAAGACGACGUCCUUUUUGAUAUGGAUGCACUCAGUCAGUUUCCUGUGGAAUGUAUUUGUUCUCCCCCAUCUUUAAACUCUUUGAAUGGUUAUAUCGCAACAUCGACAGUACAGCAGCAAGUCUUGUCUUCGGGGAGUAUCGAAGAUUUGCGGAAAAGAACUGACAACAUUACACAAGAAAUCGAUGCAUCGAUAAAGUGUAAAGCGGAGGACAUGAAGAUACAAAGUGCUGUAGUGCACAGUGAUGAAAAAACCUUGAAAAACAGAAGUCACCAAGGGGAAAGCGACGUGAUUGAAAGCCCAGUUUCCUGUGUUAACUUUCAAAAGGACGCGCCAGCCUUGCGUUCUGAAUGGAAGACGGGAUUUCACACUGCGGGAGGAACGAAAAUUGAGAUAUCGGACAAAGCUCUCAAUUGUGCUCACGCUUUGUUGGAGGAGUUGGAUCUACCCACGGUAAGCUUAACUUCACAGGAGCAAAGGCCAACAGCGGACGAGGUGGUUGAUGAAAAUAUUUUCCGUGAAGGGGCUGACUUAACUAAAGGAGUGAAAACAGAAAUAGCACAACCAGAAUUGGCACAAGAAAAUCUUGAUGGAAUUUCUGCAGCUGUCCAGCCGAUAUUUGGCCCAGUAAUUGAAAGAUAUUCACCCAAAAUAGAAGGGAACGUUAAUGAGGUUAAGGAACAAGGGGCGGCUGACAAAUUUAAUACAAAAGCAGAUGAUACAUCCGGCUUUGACAAACAACGGUCAUCUGUGUUGACGGGAUUUUGUGGUUUUUCUACGGCAAGUGGGAAACAAGUUCACAUAUCUGAAUCAGCAAUGAAACAAGCGAGAAAAACUCUGAGCGAAAUAGACGCUGAGUUGGAUGUUGGCGAUAGUGGCCAGACUGUGGAGGUUACAAGAGAGAAUGAACCAUCGUACAGCAUUAGUAACAAGCAAAGAACCUCAGGAAAUGGGCUGAGAGACGGUGACUCUGAAGGACCACGUUACGGGGCAUCACAACUGAAAGAUAUGCUACAGCCAGACGAGCUAAAUAUGGAUGCAUCUGGGAAAAAUGCUUCGGCAAUAAAAGAGGAAAUUGAGGAGAUGGCUUUACAAAACGCUGAGCAAUCAGUGAAUGAGUUGAAAUGUAAACAGAGUGAAAUCGUAAAUGACUCUUUACUUGAGGAUUUGUUGAAUGACUGUAAACGACAAAGGCGAGAUUCACUGGUCACCAUUUGCGAGGAAAGCGAAGGAAUCGAGGAACAUCAUGAAGGAAUUCUCACAAACACGGAAGAGUUCUCUGACCUGACGCGCGGGCGAUCAGAUCACGAAAGAUCCUCACAAUACCAGGAGAACAUUACGACCGAAUAUUGUAGAAGUACAACUCCAAAUCCAGAAAAGCCUUGUGUAUUGUUUAAGACUGCAAGUGGCAAUCCCGUCCCUGUAUCGGAGGCAGCUCUGAGCAAGGCAAAAACUACUUGGAAUAAAAUCGACCGGGAGUUGGCCCUCGAGGGAGCUUAUAAGGCCCGACACAAGAAUGUGGAAAGUCGUAACAGUUUCCACGCAGUUCCAGCUGGAGAUGUUGACGUUUCACCGCGUUCUUUGCGCAUUGCAAAAGACUCCAGGAGACAGACGGGAGAUAAAAUGAUCGACGAGAGUAACGACGUUUUGAACACUUUGGAAGGUAAAGUGAAUAACAUUGAUCACGAUUUAGUUUCUGAAGACGAGAACAAGUCAUGGACUCAUUCCGCAAGUUCAUGUUGGUUUAAAACCGCAAAUGGUGAAAGUGGAGAGCUUUCUGAAGCUAGUUUUGCCACGUUUUCUGGUUUUCAGACAGCCGGGGGAAAGAAGGUAACUUUAUCCGAGGAAGCCUUGAGACGAGGCAGCGACAUAAUGAGACGACUCACGGCGGAUCCCUCAGAAGGGCUGCAAGAAACUAUUGAUUGCCACUCGGCCAAUGAAAAGCACCACUGUGUUUCCAAAGAUGCCGAGGACUCUUUACCGACAGAAGCGCAGGUAAUGCCAAGCGAGGACAAACCUGGAACAAACACGACCAACCUGAUAAGUUUUUCUGGUUUUCAAACUGCCGCAGGUAAAAGCGUAACCCUUUCCAAAGAAGUGUUAGAAAAAGGGGCGGCCAUGAUGCAAAUGAUUGACAAAUCCCUCGAACAGAACAAGGGCACCAGCAUAUCUAACUCACCCAGCGCAUCUGUUUUUUCUGGUUUCCAAACUGCUGGUGGACAGAACGUCAAACUGUGCAGAGAAUCUUUGGAAAAAGGAGCUGCGAUAAUGCAACAGAUUGACAGAUCUCUUCAGGAAAACAGUGCAGAGCACUCACAUAAUGCAACUAGUUUUUCUGGUUUUCAGACUGCUAGUGGACAGAGCGUAAAAUUGUCGAAAGAAUCAAUGAUAAAAGGAGCUGCCAUAAUGCAACAGAUUGACAGAUCCCUCCAGGAAAACAGUGUAGAGCACCCACGUAGUGCGACUAGUUUUACUGGUUUCCAAACUGCUAGUGGACAGAGCGUGAAACUGUCUAAAGAAUCAAUGAUAAAAGGAGCUGCCAUAAUGCAGCAGAUUGACAGAUCCGUCCAGGAAAACAGUGUAGAGCACCCACGUAGUGCGACUAGUUUUACUGGUUUUCAAACUGCUAGUGGACAGAGCGUGAAAGUGUCGAAAGAAUCAAUGAAAAGAGGAGCUGCCAUAAUGCAGCAGAUUGACAGAUCCCUUCAGGAUAAAUGGGACAACAGUGUGUCUGCAACUAGUUUUACUGGUUUCCAAACAGCUAGUGGACAAAGCGUUGAACUG